AUGGGGUGUGGAGCAUCAAAGGCUGAAAAUGGUGGAGAGGUGGUGCCUGUCAGGCUUCGUCCUUUUCUCCGACGCCGGUUUGAGGAGAUCAAAACCCGAAACGCCAUGGCAAUGAAACAUGAAGGAGCAACUCUGUCCAAGAAACAGCUGCUUAAAGAUGGUGAAGAAGAAGAUGAUGAUAGCCAGAAGAGCGUGUCUUCACAAGAGGACAGCCAGGUGUCCCCGCCUUUGCCAGAGCCUGAAAUGACAAGAAAUGAGGUUGCGGAGGAAAAUGUAGUUGAUGUGGCAACACCAAGAUCUGCUAAGGUGGCACCGGAGCCGGAAUGUGAUGAUAAAGAUGAAGAUGAUGACAAUGAGAUAGCAAACAAGGAAAUGGAUGUUCCAGUUCUUGUGAAAGAGGAAGUGUUGGUGAUGGAAACAGAUGGAGCAGAGGAUGAAGAAGUGGGAAGACUUGUUAGGAAUGUAGAAGACAGAUAUAUCUGUCCUGGAUCACCAAGUUUCAGAGUAUAUUGUAUCGAUCAAUCAUUCGACGACUCAACGGAUGAAAGUAAAAACAAAGAGGAAGAUCACACAAUCCUACAAUCGCAAAGUGGAAGCAUGAGUGCUGGAUCAAAAUCCGAUGGGGAAUCAGAGACCAAGAUAAAGAAGAAAGGAAAGAAAGUAUACAGGUUUAAGAAGGUCAUCAUACCUAAGGGGAAGCUGCUGAACAUCACGUCGUGUUACUAUCCGGCUUGUUCUGGCCAUCAUGAGAGCACACGUCUUCUUUCCCAGAAGGCAGCAGUUGCUUAA
Molecule: messenger RNA, 789 nt
Organism: Tripterygium wilfordii
Lineage: Eukaryota; Viridiplantae; Streptophyta; Magnoliopsida; Celastrales; Celastraceae
Exons: 3
Coding region: 1-789 (262 amino acids)
Source: RefSeq, a predicted model, not a curated record